Molecule: messenger RNA, 5493 nt
Organism: Cynara cardunculus var. scolymus (artichoke)
Lineage: Eukaryota; Viridiplantae; Streptophyta; Magnoliopsida; Asterales; Asteraceae
Product: GBF-interacting protein 1-like
Exons: 10
Coding region: 2398-5031 (877 amino acids)
Source: RefSeq, a predicted model, not a curated record
AGAUAUAUGCAAUGCUCAAAGAUUGUUCCAUGGAUCCAAACGAGACCGCCCAGAAGCUCCUGUUGCAGGGUACUCUUCGCUUUCUUGAUAUCAUCGUAGGAUCUAUUUUCUUGGUUCGAUUUGUGCGAUUUUUUCCGGGUGCUUGUUGUUUUUAGGGAUUUGUUUCUAAUUGUGUGUUUUAUGUGACUGGGUUGGGAAUUUUUUGUUUUUAUUCCUUCUCUUAACUCCUAGCGUGCUCAUGCUAUUGGUUAGAGUUGUUGUUGAAGUUUUUAUAAACAUUUAAAUGUUCUUCAUGUUUCUCUAAAGCUGAAUUGGUUCCAACUUUUUGUGAUCCCUGGUUAGAAUGAUUUUUAAUUGUAAGUAGGAGUUUAUCGUCUGGUAUCCAAUGGUUUUAAUAGAGUUUCUACUUUGUAGUAGAUAGUUUAACGAUGGUCAUACCGAUUGGAGCUAGUUGUUUAUCAUGGUUCUCUUCUCUGAAUUCAGCUUAGAGCAUAAAAUAUACAGUUACUCAGUAGGGCAGAACAUGUUUUUGUGAUGGCAACUACUCUUUUGUUUAAAGUAGUGGGGGGUAGGCCCAAGAAAGGAAUCCAAUGAAAGGUGAACUACAUUGGGUUUCAGACUGAUAUACAUCCAUCCUUGUCUAUAUGGGUUAUGGACUAACUUCUUUGGUAUAUUUCACUAACCAUGAUCUCUCCUCACUACCUCUCAGAUGCUGAUCUUGACCAACCUAUAUCUCUCUUAACUACAACUUUUGUUGCAAUACCACUUUACAGGUGUAAUCUAAGGUAAAUAUUGGAUAUGACCAAACCAUCUAAUCAGUGUUGCUUUAGCAAUCAAGCCUUGCCAUCCCAACCUUCUCCCAUGCAUCUUAUUUUUUAGUUCUGUGUGUCUUCUUGUAACCCGUGCAUGCGUUACAAAGCUUGCACUUUUACUAUACCCUUGUUCUUUGGCUGCCCGACAAUGUGCCCCGACUGUGUCUCACCGUCAUUUAUAAAACUGGCCUUUCAUCUUUAGGCCAUGGUUGACAAUCAUAAGCUAGCUUAUUGUUUGAGCUUAUUGAUAAAGUCCCAUUUGGUUAGCCAUAUGCUAACUUUUUGAAUAACUACUUUAAGUAGUGUUGUAGGGGACUUUACCACUUUUUUCCAGUUACACCCCUUAUGUUUUUCCAAUUAUUUUCAACAUGUUCUUUUAGGUCAUUUUACAUUGUUAUCUAACUUAUCAAUAUUCUUGUAGAUAGGACCAUGGUAGUAUUCUUCCAUUCAUUUAGCAUCCUGUUGUAUCAAUAAUAAGUAAUAACAUCAAAUAACCUAGUGAAGAAUACUAUGACUUCAUCCUUAGGGUUCUCAAAUCAUCUAUGGGAAUACCAUGAUGCAUUAAAGCUAUACGUACUUUCUUUCUUAGUGCCUAUUUCACGUGAGCACUUGCAAUCUUCAUUCAAACAUUUGAUAAGUAUCACGUAAAGAGUCAUCAAGUUACCCUAUGCCCUUUACUAUUUUCAUCAAAUUUGGCUUUCACCAUUGAUGCAUUUGAUAUAACUUAGGUUCCUAGUUUAUUUUCCUUACAUAGCCAACUUUAUACAACACUUCAAUCUACUUUUUUUUCUGUUCCUUUUACAACUUAUAAUGUGCUUUGCCUCCAGCUUCUUCUACAUUAAUAGAGUAUUGAGAACAUAUACAAAUAUGUAAUUAGUCAGAAGAGAAGCCUGGCUGUCAUUUUGUAGGUGCUUAUCUAUAUGCCUACCUGAACCUGGUUCUAUAUUUCUCAAAGUAUAAUCUAAGAUACAUGCUCUCUAUUUCUGAUUUUUUUUUCACUUACCCAUCUAGUUUUAUCACUUUACUUGAUCAAUACACAUGUAAUAUUCAAUCUCUUUUUAACUUUGAGGUAUCAAUAGCUCUAUCAACUUGUUACCCUACAAUCUACAUUCUAAUUAUCCAUCCAUAUCCUACGCUCUUGGAUUAGUUUCCUAUCCCCUUUCACCAUCCAUUAGGAUGCAAAAAUGCUUACUUGUUUCUCACCAUGUGCCGAUUCUUAUUUAUUGGAAUCAGGGGCGGAUUUUCUGUGACUUUUGAUUCUUCAUAGAUAGAUCUUGUGUCAACAAAUGAUGUGACAAUUGCUCCCUUCUAUAUUGAAGUGGCACGCCUACAUUCAGAAGACUUAAGGUUUGGAUGCGAUGUGUGAUGGCAUGCUCCUUGUUCAUGGAAUAAAUACCAUGACAUGGCUCAUUUGCACUAGGAUCUAGUUUCAUAUGCCACUUGCUGCCAUGAGGCUUACAACUGCAUAAACUUCUUGCUCUUUCAUUUUUAUUGCGAUUGUUAUGUACAUGCCUGACUCACAGGCCUGCUAUGCAGUUUGCCAGGGUUUUAGAAUGGUGCUUUUUCGUCUUGUUGUUGAUUCCUCAUGUUUAAUUCGGGCAGCAUUUACUUUAUUACAUUUCUUUCAAUUCUUAGGUCUUCAGUUACGUUUCAUUGUACAACUCAAAGACAUUAUGCCUGGGUCUUCUUGAGAACCUUGGAGUCAUUUCUAUUAUGUAUUGAAAAUAGAAUAACAAGUCUAACUCAUUGUUACACAGAUCCAUUUCAUGAAGUUAAGAGGAAGCGUGAUCGCAAGAAGGAGAAUCUGAAUAAAGAAUCUACAGAGCCUAAAUGGAGACCUGGGAUGCAGGGACGGGGGAAUAGGGGUGGCCGGGGGAACUACUCAUCCCGACACAGUUCUAAUGAUGCAGGUGGUGGAAGGACGUCUCUAUCUGCAAAGGAGAAUGGAAUCAAUCACGGUGCAGAGGAUCGUACAAAUCCAUCAAUGCCUCAGGGUCAGAAGAAUAAAGAGACAUUUGCUGUUUCAAGCUCUUCCCGUGCUGUCGCUGAUGGUUCAUCCGACAUAAUUUCUGAGAAUACCAGCGUUGUAUCUGCUGUGCAUUCAUCUGUGGGAAGUGAUAAGAAGCCAUCUGAAGUGACACAACUCCCUCCUAUCGAGGCAAGUAAGAGCACCACCGUUGCCUUGGGGUCUGGGAGUGCACAUGGGCCGCUCAUAUCGAGUUCCAACUAUGCGUCAGCUUCUAAGACACCAUCACCUUCACCAGGGGUCUAUUUGUCUGAUUCAGAUCCUAUUUUGAUGCCCUCACAAGAUUCACGAUUCCCUGUGGGUACAAUCAGACGUGAAGUUGGUAGUCAGCGAACUCCAGUUGAACAGAUUCAUGAGACCCCCCUUGAGAUCAAAUCAAUUGCUUCUGGCUCUGAGGGUGGGAACUCCUCCAUGCAAGGGAAGGCACCCAAUGAGCUUCAGGAAGUGGGCAAGAAUUUGCUUUUGGAGUCUCCACGACCCGGAACAUCUUCUCAUGUCUCCUUUUCCAUUGCCAGGCCUUCCUCAAACUAUAAUAAUAGGCUGCAACAAGCAAUUGGGCAGCAAAAAGUUGGCCCUGGUAUGGAAUGGAAACCAAAACCAACAAAUCCGAUUCUUGCUCAAGGGACUGUGUCCAGUGAGUCAAUUAAGGUGCCUGCAGUUUCGGUUAAAGGUCAUACUCCAACCCCAUCUGCAUCCAGUAACCUUGAUUCAAAAGAUGCUACUAGUGAACUGGAGAGGAAGCUAGAGGAAUCACACAUUUCAGAUGAUCAACAUGUUAUCAUUCCAAAUCACCUUCAUGUUCCUGAAGCUGAGAAACUUGGAUUCUGCUUUGGGAGUUUUGAUGCCAGUUUUGGUUUAAAUGCAAGCUCCACUUCAAAUGGUCCUGUGACCGAUAAGAGUUCCGAGGCUUCUGAGGAGGUUGAUGAAAGUAUAGAGCAGCAGUCCAGAACUCAAAAUGCUUUGGCAACUGCUGAUGAAAGAGAUCGUCCUGACCGUCCUACAUCUUUUGGUAAUGUACCUGAGAAUUUACCAGCUGAAGGUGAUGUCUCAUCAAAUGCAGCCCCCGAGUACAGAGAAUCCAAGCAAGAGACUUCGCUCCCUACUUCAGGUCAUCAAUACCCAGUUGUUCAUACAUCUCCUAACUUCAGUUUUGGCUUCAUGCCGCCAAUGAUUGGGAGCCAGCUGACAUCUUUUGAAAACAAUGAGUCUCAGUCUCGUGAUGGUUCUCAUGUUCCAAGCUUCGUAGUUCAGCAACCAUUUGAUCCAGCAAGCUAUUAUGCUCAAUUCUAUCGUCCUGGUGCUGAUAAUGAUGGUCGUUUGUCGCCCUUCCACUCUACUGGGGUUCCAACCAAGUAUAAUGGAAAUGUUGCGGUGUUAUCUCCACAGGCUUCUCAAUCUUCUCAAGAGGUGGGGAAUUCGCUAAUGUUGUCUGCUGCUGGUCCAACACCAAUAGCCACACAAACUGCUGGUGUUAUGCAAAACUCCAUAGCCGUCACUCAGCAACCAUUGCCUGUUUUCAGGCAGCCAACUGGGGUUCAUUUGCCCCAUUAUCCUCCAAAUUAUAUUCCAUAUGGUCCAUAUUUCUCCCCCUUUUAUGUUCCUCCUCCAGCUAUACAUCAGUUUUUGAGCAAUGGUGCAUUCCCUCAACAACAUCAAGCCGGCAGUAUGUAUCCAGCUCCACCAGUGGCAACUCCUAAAUACCCACUUCCGCAAUACAAGCCAGGAAGUAAUGCGGGUAACUCCACACAUAUUGGAAUGGCUGGAAACUAUGGACCAUAUGGUUCACCCCCUGCAAGUUAUAAUCCUGGUUCGGCUACUACAGCUGGCAAUUCGACCUCCAAUGAGGACCUUGGUGGGUCCCAGUUCAAAGAAAACAAUGUCUACAUCACUGGACAGCAGAGUGAAGGGUCAGGUGUAUGGAUUGCUGCACCUGGUCGAGACAUGGCUAGUUCUUUCUAUAAUCUUCCUCAAGGUGGUCAAGUCGCAUACACCCCAACACAAGCGGGCCAUGGUGCGUUUGCUAGUAUUUAUCACCCUGCACAACCAGUAACCACCGGAGCUGUUCACCCACUUCUCCAACAGUCCCAAACACUGGCGGCGGCAGGUGGUGGUGGUGGUGUUGACAUGGCGGGUGGUGGUGGUGUGUAUCAGCAACCGCAACCUGCUCAAAUCAACUGGCCUAAUAACUAUUGAAGGAAUGCUGAACAAAAUGAAGGAUGAAAAACACAUCCAAUUCCAACAAAAGGUAUGGAUUUGGAAAAGAAAUGAUACACCAGUGGCUGGAUUUGAGUGUAAAUCAUCUAUAGGAGGCUGGAAUUUUUGAUAGAUUGAUUAUGUUGGAGGGUAUAAAAAAAAUAUAUAUGAAACCCUCUAAUUGUAAGGGAUAAAUGACCAUUUUUAAGAAAAAGAUAGAUUAUUGUGCUAUCUUUUUGCUUUGAAAUGGAGGUUUCAUAGGACUCAUGGAUGAUGAUGAGGAUGAUGAUGAUGAUGGUACAAUUAGGGUUAGAGGCUGUGGUGCUUCUUGUUUUUUUUUCUUCCUUUUUUGCCCCUUUCAGUGUUGCCUGUAAAGUGAAUUUUGAUAGCAAGAACUGAAAGGAUGUAUUUGAAGUGUUGUAAUUGGUAUUAUUAUUAUUGGGUAUAAUUAAAAACAACAUU